AUGCCUCUGCACGAGAAGUACGUCAACACCAUUCUUCCCAAGCAUCCCCGGGACUUCACCCUGGACGAAACCGUCACGAAACUGAAGAAACUGUUCGGUCGACAGAAGUCGGUUUUUAAUUCCCGUUACCAGUGCCUCAAGUAUGCAAAAAGUGACGCGGAUGACUUCACAUCGUAUGCUGCCAUGGUGAACAAACACUGUGAAGCGUUUCAGCUGUCCAAGCUCACACCGGACCAAUUCAAAGCUCUCCGUUUCGUCUGUGGACUCCAAUCACCACGCAAUGCGGACAUACGAGCUAGGUUGAUCUCGAAAUUGGAAGCCGACGAAACCGCAGUCAACGAAUUGGGAGUAGCCACCAGCAAGGUAACCCUGGAGAACCUCGUGGAAGAAUGCCAUCGCGUGACCAAUCUCAAGCAGGACACAUUGAUGGUGGAGAACAAAGAAGCACGCAACGUCAACAUUGUUUCUCGCAACCAGAAUAAUCCUGCCUCAAAAAAGAACCAAAAAGUGCCGAAAACGCCAUGUUGGAAGUGUGGCGACCAGCACUAUGUUCGUGAGUGUCCGUUCGCUUCGCACACCUGUUCCAGAUGCAAGCAACAAGGACACAAGGAAGGUUAUUGCAACAGCAACAAGAAUGCGCCGUCGAAACUGUUCAAACAGGCCAAAUCCAACGAGAACGUGAAGACAAAAAGCAUCUACACGGUUCGCAACAUCGGAAGCAAGCGGAAGUUCAUCCCGAUCGAGCUCAAUGGUGUAGCAGUCAAACUUCAACACGACUCGGCGUCCGACAUCACCAUAAUCUCAGAAGAAACAUGGAUCAGCAUCGGACAGCCACCCACUCAACCGACGGAAGAAUCUGCAGUUACAGCUUCUGGUGGCAAUCUCAACCUUCUCGCUGAGUUCCAGACCGAGAUCACCAUCAAGAAUGUUACCAAGACUGGUCGCAUUUUCAUCUCAAGCAGCGUUGAACUCAACGUUCUAGGAAUCGAGACUAUGGAUCUGUUCGAUUUGUGGUCUGUGCCGAUAAGCAGCUUGGUCAACGUCGUACACCAACGUUCUGAUCAGUUCACCAAUCAACUCAAGCAACAGUUUCCGGAAGUUUUUCGAAGCACGCUGGGUAGAUGCACAAAAGCGCAAGUGAAGUUGUACCUCAAGCCUGACGCACGUCCUGCAUAUUGCCCGAAACGACCAGUAGCGUACGCUGCACUCGCCAAGGUGGACGCAGAACUUGAGAGGCUCCAGCAAAACGGUAUAAUUUCUCCAGUUCAAUUCUCGGACUGGGCAGCACCAAUAGUCGUCGUACGCAAGUCGGACAAUGUAUCAGUCCGUGUCGAGGUCGAGGAGGAAUCGCUAAAGCUACUCACGGUCAACACGCAUCGUGGACUGUUCCAGUAUAACCGACUACACCCCGGAAUCAAGUCGGCACCCGGCGCUUUCCAGCGCAUCAUCCACAGCAUGGUGGCCGGCAUCCCUGGAGUCAAGCCGUAUUUGAACGACAUCCUCAUCGCUGGUCGCACCAAGCAGGAACACGAUCGCAGUCUCUACGCUGUUCUCGAGCAGAUCCGUGAGUAUGGCUUUCACCUACGCCUCGAAAAAUGUCGUUUCGCACUCUCCCAGAUCAAGUUUCUCGGACACCUCGUGGAUAAGGGCGGUAUUCGGCCUGACCCUUCAAAAACAGAAGCCAUUUACAAGAUGCAGAUGUCUCCUAAGGAUGUCCAGCAACUCCGUUCCUACCUCGGUGCUGUCAACUACUAUGGUAGAUUCGUUAAGCAGAUGAAGCAACUCAGGGCUCCUCUGGACAGCCUCCUCAAGAAAGAUGCACGCUGGAACUGGACCAAGGAUUGCCAGAAGUCUUUCGAGCAGCUCAAGGCCAUUCUACUUUCCGACCUGCUGCUUAUACACUACGACCCGUCCAAGGAAAUUGUUGUUGCAGCAGAUGCAUCGAAGUACGGCCUUGGCGCUGUCAUCAUGCAUCGAUUCCCGACCGGUGAAGUGAAGGCAAUUGCGCACGCCUCGCGCUCAUUGACCCCAGCAGAGAUGAACUACGGACAAGUGGAGAAGGAAGCAUUGGCCCUGAUAUUCGCUGUCACCCGUUGCCACAAAAUGCUGUAUGGACGACACUUCCUCCUGCAAACCGAUCAUCAACCGCUACUCAAGGUUUUCGACUCAAAGAAAGGUAUUCCUGUUAACACAGCAAACCGUUUGCAGCGCUGGGCCUUGACACUUCUGCUGUACGAUUUCGACAUCCAACACGUUUCAUCGACGAAUUUUGGCUAUGCAGAUUUUCUAUCCCGGCUAAUGUCAUCGCAGCAUAGACCAGAUGAGGAUUACGUCAUAGCCGCCGUGUGCGUCGAAUCUGAAGCAAAAGCAAUUCUCGACGACACCACCAGCAACCUUCCAGUCACGCACCAGAUGAUUGUGGCUGAGACGCGAAAGGAUCCAGUUCUUCAGCAAGUGUCCAACGGCCAAGCGGAGCGAUUCGUUGAUUCACUCAAGCAUGGCUUCAAGAAGCUAGCCAAGGGGGAAGGAUCAGCCACACUGGAGCACCUGCAGACAUUCCUUUCGGUGUAUCGUUCAAUCCCAAACCGAAAAACACCGCAGUCAACGUCUCCAGCAGGAGCAUUCCUUGGAAGACCAGUGCGCACCACUUUGGACCUACUGAAGAAACCUGUUCCUGUAACUGAAGCUGUCAAGAACCACAAACAAAACGAACAGUUCAAUUGGCGGCAUGGAGCAGUCAAGCGCGAGUUUGAAGAAGAUGACCUGGUCUACGUUGAACAGCAUCGCAGAAACGCCAAGUCCUGGAUUCCUGGUCGAGUCAUCGAACGAAAAGAUUCCGUCAACUAUAUCGUUGCACUGGACAUCAACGGGAGACCGAAGCUGGUGAGGUCGCAUGUAAACCAAAGGCGCCCUCGUCACACUUCUGAUGAUCCAGAGCAAGUGACGCAGCAACUACCAUGGGAAAUCCUGCUUGAUGAAAUUCAAGAUGAAGCUGUACCUUUGGAUCCAGAAGUGCCAUUCAAUCAAGAUGUCCCUAUUCCUAUUGGUUCCGUAUCACUCAAAGCUGAUGGUCAAGUGGCAAGACUAAGUCACAUCGAAAUGCAACCGCCACUGCUGUCAUCGUCUUCGGUACCGGCACGGAAAACCAUUAACAGCGACACUCUUCAACGAUAA
Molecule: messenger RNA, 3174 nt
Organism: Ochlerotatus camptorhynchus
Lineage: Eukaryota; Metazoa; Arthropoda; Insecta; Diptera; Culicidae
Exons: 4
Coding region: 1-3174 (1057 amino acids)
Biological process (GO): proteolysis
Molecular function (GO): aspartic-type endopeptidase activity; nucleic acid binding
Source: RefSeq, a predicted model, not a curated record